GAUGUACAAAUGUAUAUUUACAAAUUUGUUAUAACAAAUCUUUUUGAAGAGUGUACAAAUUUUGAUGAAAAUAGAUUGAAUUAAUAACUUUCUUUUUCAAAACUAUUAUUCUACCCUUUAGUUCAGGUUUAUAUUUAUCAAGUGCAAUUCUAUUCGAAUUCUAUGAAAUCAUUGAUGCUUGCUUCUGUUUGCACCUAACGUGGCGAUUUUGAAUGAUUUCAGAAGUUUUAAUCUCCUAUAGCUCUCUGAUUUUGCGCCUGGUUCGUAGUACGUAAGUAUGCAUACAUGCCACAGUCGUACGACCGUGGUACAUAUUCUACUUUAUAUAUUUUACAUAUUUUUACAUUUUAUGUGCAUUCUGUGCACUUUUGCGCCUUGAAAUUUCUCAUAAAAGCAUAAAAAUUUGCGAUCUAAUCACAACACACAUACACAACUCUUAAGCAACUGUUUAUAUUUAAAAUGAACAGACUGAAAUAAUAUCACCCAAAAUUUUUAUCUAAUUUAAAUUUUUGUGGAAAUGUAAAUUAUAAAGUAUAAAAAUGCCACCAAAACCAGGCACACAACCAGAUACACAAACACAAACUAAAUCACAUAAAAAAAUAGGGAGUCUUACAUGCAGUUUUAGAAGUCCGGGUCCAAAAUAUCCACUAAAAACUCUCGUGGGUUAUCAAGAGCAUUGCCUUUCGAGGUACCGAAAUCCGGCAUAUACAUUUGGCAACAAAUAUCCUAGUUUACGAAUAUGUGAGGGACCAGGACCGAAAUAUUUAUUAGACAAGCCCAUACGCGGUGGUUUUUCAUUUGGAUUAGUUGGAAAGACUUUCGAUACUUCUUGUACGCCUGGUCCAAAAUAUCUAUUGCCAUCUCCAAAAGGUCCAUCUUUUACACUAAAAUCCAGAACUAAACAGAGAAAAUGUUCCUUUUCACCAGGUCCUUAUAAUGUAAAAUUUCCUAUACCAGGUCCAGCUUUUUUUAUAGGAGAACGUUUACCUGCUUUAAGACGUGAUCCUACACCAGGUCCCAAACUUUACAAUGAUGCAUUGGUUGCCCAAAGAUCUCCAAUGUAUAGCGUAACUUUCAGAAGAGACGAAAAAAUAAUUUGCCGUUCUCCGGGUCCGAAAUACAAUCUGAAACCUCCUAAACCACAGCCCAUGUUUUCUUUUGGAAUCAAACACAGCGAGUGUUCUCCUCCUUAUAUCGUUGAAUGCGAUGAUCAAUGUUAAAAUUUUGGCAACUAUAAAUAAAAAGUGUAAACAUUUACGUAUAAAAUAUAAAAACAGAAUCUAUGAAUU
Messenger RNA from Bombus impatiens (common eastern bumble bee), 1289 nucleotides. RefSeq names its product outer dense fiber protein 3-like. The record is from RefSeq and is a predicted model, not a curated record. Lineage: Eukaryota; Metazoa; Arthropoda; Insecta; Hymenoptera; Apidae. The transcript is spliced from 4 exons. The coding region runs from base 540 to 1220 and encodes 226 amino acids.